ACGUACAUAUAGAUAAAAUUAAUUAUAAAGAUAUUUUUUAUAAAAAUUUAAUGAAAAAAAAAAUGAAUUUUAAUAAGAGCACCAGUUCAUUACACAAUAAUAUUAAAAGUGAAGAAGUAAUUAAAUGUGUUACUAGAGAAAAAAUUAUUGUUCGGGGGAAUACGGCGAUUCGAACAAUCAAUUCAACUACAACAUCAUAUAUACAAAAUUCAAAUGAUAGUGCAUCAUCUCCUCUGUCUGGAUUAUCACAGAUGACUAAGAUGAUGGAUGAGUUAUUAAUGGAUUCACACCAAUAUACCUCACCAUUUACUUUUACGAAAAUUACAACAACACAUCGACCAAGUCGUACUUCUUUAAAGAAAACACAAAGUGCUACAUCAAAUUCACAACAGAAUAAUGAUAAUAGAGGAUCAACAUAUCAUGCAAAUGAUAGUAAAAGAAAAUCAUCAACAUCAGUUCCGAAUUCUCGUGUAAUCAAUCAAAGUGGAAAAACAAAUGUUCCAACUCAAGAGGUUCCCCCUCAACCAAGAAUAACAUCAAUCAGUUAUCAUCCAUUAGCAUUACAACAUUUAUCUAUGAGCAGUAAUUUAAAUAAUAAUAAUUAUAGUAAAUUUCCAAACACCAAAUCAACACCAAAUAAUAAUUUAUUUGGUUUACAAUCACCUUCAUCAUCACCAAAUCAACAAAAUUUAUUUCCAACAGCAACUGACCGUUGGGUUUCAUCAUUAAGAAGACGUGAUCCAGAAUUACAACCAACACUACCAUCAAUUAAUAGCAAUAGUAAUAAUACUAAUAAUGUUAAUGUUCUUCAUCAUAAUUCCAAUAUUAGUGAUCCUACAUCAAAACGUGUUCGUAGCACUAAAAUAUAUAAUGGUGCAUUUUCUCGUAAAAGUCGAUCUGUUGAACGUCUUUUAGGACGUAAACCAAUUAAUCAAAAAGAAAUUAAAGUUACAGUAGAAAAGAAAGGAUCUGUUGAAGAUAAUUCAAAUUCAGAUGAUGCAACAACAUCUGUUGAAGACAACAGUACAUCACAGAGUACACCGAAAUUUAUACCAAAAAAAAUUAAGAGGAUGAAUGUAACAAAUAAACGACCAUCAUUCGUUCCUAUAGGUUAUGAACCACAUUUAGUAGAAAUUCUUGAAAAAGAUAUUUUACAAAGGGAUAUUGGAGUUAAAUGGGCUGAUGUAGCUGGAUUAAAUGAUGCUAAAGCUAUACUUCAGGAAGCUGUUGUACUUCCAAUUAUAAUGCCUGAUUUUUUUCGUGGUAUACGAAAACCUUGGAGAGGAAUUUUAAUGGUUGGACCUCCGGGAACCGGUAAAACUAUGAUGGCAAAAGCAGUAGCAACUGAGUGUGGAACUACUUUUUUUAAUGUUUCAACAAGUACUUUAACAUCAAAAUAUCGUGGGGAAAGUGAAAAAUUAGUACGUUUAUUGUUCGAAAUGGCUAGAUUUUAUUCACCAAGUACAAUUUUUAUUGAUGAAAUUGAUGCUUUAUGUGCUUCAAGGGGAAGUGAUUCAGAACAUGAAGCAAGUCGACGUUUUAAAGCCGAAUUGCUAAUACAAAUGGAUGGUUUGAAUGUGGGAGCUUCCAGUGAAGAAAAACUUAUAAUGGUACUAGCUGCAACAAAUCAUCCAUGGGAUAUUGAUGAAGCAUUUAGAAGACGCUUCGAAAAGAGAGUUUAUAUUGGACUUCCAAAUGAUGAAACACGCUCUGCAUUAUUGAAUUUAUGUUUAAAAGACGUUAAUAUUUCAAAUGACACAGAUAUUGAUUCCGUUUGUGACAUGUUAAAAGGAUAUUCGGGUUCAGAUGUUCGAAAUGUUUGCCGUGAUGCAAGUAUGAUGGCAAUGAGAAGACACAUUUCUGGUCGUACACCAUCAGAAAUUAAAAAAAUACGUUUAGAAGAUGUCGAUCAACCAAUCACUUUAAAAGAUUUUACAGAUGCAAUUGAAAGAACAAAGAAAACCGUUUCCGAAGGUGAUAUUGAAAAAUUCAUUAAAUGGAUGGAGCAAUAUGGAUCAACAUGAAAUUAGGCGAUAUAACAUAAUAUUUAAUUUUAAGGCAUAUUAUGUAUUUUAUUAAUGAGUCAAAAUAUAUAAAUACCAUACAUUCA
Molecule: messenger RNA, 2110 nt
Organism: Condylostylus longicornis
Lineage: Eukaryota; Metazoa; Arthropoda; Insecta; Diptera; Dolichopodidae
Gene: kat-60L1
Product: katanin p60 ATPase-containing subunit A1
Exons: 5
Coding region: 51-2024 (657 amino acids)
Biological process (GO): microtubule severing
Cellular component (GO): microtubule cytoskeleton
Molecular function (GO): ATP hydrolysis activity; microtubule binding; ATP binding
Source: RefSeq, a predicted model, not a curated record